Molecule: messenger RNA, 2478 nt
Organism: Hyaena hyaena (striped hyena)
Lineage: Eukaryota; Metazoa; Chordata; Mammalia; Carnivora; Hyaenidae
Gene: ANKDD1A
Product: ankyrin repeat and death domain containing 1A
Exons: 14
Coding region: 60-1670 (536 amino acids)
Biological process (GO): signal transduction
Molecular function (GO): protein binding
Source: RefSeq, a predicted model, not a curated record
UGGUUAUGUGAUCCUUUAUCGAGUACUUACUUUGUGUGCCGGGAGAAGCCAGGACAGGCAUGCCAUUUGAUCUUCACAGAGGCCCUGUGGUGCUUCCUCUGGAGAGGCAGCUCCAUGAAGCCGCGCGUCGAAACAACAUCGGGAGGAUGAAGGAACUGAUCGAGAGAAAAGUCAACGUCAGGGCCAGAAACCAUGUGGGCAGGGUACCCCUGCACUGGGCUGCGGGUGCGGGGCACGAGCAAGCUGUGCGGCUGCUCCUGGAACACGAGGUUGCUGUGGACGAUGAGGAUGCGUUUGGUAUGAACUCGCUUCUCCUGUCUGCCUGGUUCGGCCACUUACAGAUCCUGCAGAUCUUGGUCAACUCUGGGGCUAAGAUCCACUGCAAGAACAAGGACGGCCUGACCUUACUACACUGUGCAGCCCAAAAAGGCCACGUGCCAGUGCUGGAGUUCAUAUUGGAAGACCUGGAGGAUGUGCCUCUGGACCAAGUUGACAAGCUGGGAAGGACUGCGUUUCACCGGGCUGCUGAACAUGGGCAGCUGGACGCUCUGGACUUCCUAGUGGGCUCUGGCUGUGAGCACAGCGUGAAAGACAAGGAGGGGAAUACAGCUCUUCACCUGGCUGCUAGCCAUGGCCACCUGACUGUGUUGCGGCGACUCGUGGACAUCAGGCUGGACCUGGAGGAGCAGAAUGCAGAAGGUCUGACUGCCCUACAUGCAGCGGUUGAAGGCAUCCACCCCGACUGUGUGCAGCUGCUCCUUGAGGCUGGGAGCAGCGUCAACGCCCUCACCCAGAAAAAGCAGAGCUGCCUCCACUACGCAGCCCUUGGUGGCUCUGAGGAUGUGGCCCGGGCCCUCAUCUGUGCAGGAGUCCACACCAACAUAGCUGAUUGUCAGGGCGCCUCACCUAUGCACCUCGCUGUGAGGCACAACUUCCCUGCCUUGGUCCAGCUCCUCAUUGAUGCGGGCAGUGACCUGGAUGCCACUGACAAUAGGCAGCAGACACCCCUCCACCUUGCUGCUGAACACGCCAGGCCGGACAUAGCAGAGAUGCUCCUCGUCGCGGGGGUUAACUUAAACCUGAGAGAUAAGCAAGGGAAAACUGCCCUGGCAGUGGCCGCCCGCAGCAACCACAUUAACCUGGUGGACAUGAUCAUAAAAGCUGAUCGCCUCUACAAAUGGGAGAAGGAUCACGUCUUGUGCAGGGACCCCAGAGAUCCCUCUGGGAGGAGCUUGACCUUUAAGCAGGACCAUCGGCAGGAAACACAGCAAUUCCACUCUAUGCUAUGGCGACUGGCUUCCAGGCACCUGCGGCCUCAAGAGUGGAAGAAGCUCGCCUAUUGCUGGGAGUUCACCGAGGCCCAUGUCCAUGCCAUUGAGCAGCAGUGGACAGGCAUCAAGAGCUACCAAGAGCACGGCCACCGGAUGCUGCUUAUCUGGCUGCAUGGUGUGGCCACAGCCGGUGAGAACCCCAGCAAAGCACUGUUUGAGGGCCUCGUGACCAUUGGCAGGAGGGACCUGGCUGGUAAGAGUGUCCUCUGCUCAGGGCAACACUGGGCCCCAGAGUCAGAGCUACAUGGCCCACCCUGGAAUGUGACAGGGCCCCCGAAGCUCUGCCCAGACCAUAAUGCUGUGGGGCUGGUUCUGAACCUUCCAGAUUCCUGGUCCUAGCCUUGUCUGCUGGAAUUCAGGUAGAGCCCUGAACAAACCACAGUACCUCCUGGCCCCCAUUUCCCCAUCUGUGCCCAUGAGGGUGUUGGCUCAGAUGAUGCUGGCACCUUUACAGCCCCAAAGCCACUAAUGUUAUGAUCUAUUCUCUGGCCCUCUGUACUUUUUUUUUUCCUAGUUUGAAAUAAGGCUGGAACAGCCUAUAGACUUCUUUUUUCACAAGCAGUAACAUAUGUAGGACAGAACUAGCUUAAUGUGAGUUGAACCAGUCAGAGCUGGUCAAAUAAACAAAACAUCUGAGGCCAUCACAACCUUUUGAGUCUGUCAGUUCCAAAAGCCUAGUUUGAGACUCAGGGCACCCCAUGGAAUCAUCAGGCAAGCAAGAUAAAAGGUUCGGUACUAAUCCCUCAUUAAAAACCAAAUCAGCUCAUGAUGAAAGAACCUUAAAUACUAUAAUACACGUCCCUGGCAUGGUGCAUUACGGGGCCACCACAGGACAGGGUAGUAGGCAGUCACCAAUAGUAAUGAAGGCUAGGUUCAUCACGUACCAACAGUAAAAACAUGGGUAGCAUGUUACUGAGAGGAAAAAGGAUCUCACAGCAAAAAGGAAAGUCCCCCUUUGUAGCAUCUCACAGCUGCUGCAGACAAAGUAGGGAAACAGUCACUUUAGAGUGGAGGAACUAGGGAUGACUUUUUUCUUUUUCCAAAACAGUCUUAAAUAUUAUUGCUCUAUUUUUUUAAACACAAAUUCUGGCAGGCAAUUCAAACAUGUUUAAAAGCAGCUCUGUGAGGCAGAGCUUAGGCAACAUGA